AUGGAAGUUCUCAAGUCAACACCGAGGUCUUCCCACUUCGGCAUCGCAUGUCCGUACUCUGACCAGCGACGAGAGACGCGUAAGGCAUUGUUGAAGGCUGGACUGCAGAACAUCCGAGUCGGCACAAUCGAAUUCUGGCAGGGCGAAGAGAUUGACCUGAUGAUUAUGGACCUCGUUCACGCGGGAAAUGACCACGGCGCUCUCGACUUCCUAGGCAAGAAGGAGCGUCUGAAAUGUUCUUCUUACUCGACAGACCCAGCAUCUAUUCGUCUAUGGAGCAAGGAAAAACACGCCACUCGGAAGAUCCGGUGCGCACCCGAGGACGUGGAAAAAGAAGCUGAAAGCGAAGCUAGCCAAGCGGCGCGUGCGACCCUGAAAAGCAACCUUCAACAACAGAUCAACCAGGAAUUGAAGGAUCAGCUCCGAAAGGAGCUGAGAGGAGAGAUGGAGGCGAGCAUAAGGUCGGAGAUUCAACAGGAGGUGAAGGCGGCCUACCAGGCCAAACUGGCAAGUCUGGACUGA
Letharia lupina is the source of this 522-nucleotide messenger RNA. RefSeq lists its product as uncharacterized. Bases 1 to 522 code for a protein of 173 amino acids. The transcript is spliced from 3 exons. The record is from RefSeq and is a predicted model, not a curated record. Lineage: Eukaryota; Fungi; Ascomycota; Lecanoromycetes; Lecanorales; Parmeliaceae.